AUGUCGGAUAGAAGAACCCUUCUCCUCAUCGGCUCCGGCCCUGGUAUCGGUGUCGCUGUUGCAUCCCUCUUUGCCCAGCGGUAUUUCAAUAACGUUGCUCUCCUCGCGCGAAACCCCGUCCAGUUGGAGAAAGACCGAGAGACCAUACUCGAUUCCGCAGAGAGGGUCAAGCGCGUUGUCACCGUGCGGACCUGGCAGGUCGACAUUACCGAUCUGCGCCGUCUGGAAGAGGCACUCGCCCAGGUCGACCAAUUCGGGGAAUUGGAAUGCGUGUAUUUCAACGCGGCGCGGGUAGCGCCCAGCCCCUUCUUUGAGUUUCCGGUUUCGGGUCUUGAGGAGGAUUUCAGAGUGUCUAAUCUCGCUCUUUAUGCGGUAGCAAAAUGGGCGAUGCCGCUUUUAUGUGCGAAAGCAAGGACCGGGACUGAUUGCCGACCGACCUUCCUCGUCACGAAUAGCUUGCUCCCUGUCGAUCCUAUUCCGGAGCUCUUCUCGCUAUCCAUGGUUAAAGCCGCUCAGGCUAAUCUGGUCAAGUCGUUGGACAAAGCAUUCGCCCCGCAGGGUGUGCAUGUUGGCUUGGUGGUGGUGGGCGGGGUUGUCUCUUCAUCAGCACCAGCACUGAAUCCAAGGAACAUUGCUGAUCAGGCUUGGAAUUUAUUCGCACAGAAAAGAGAGCAUUGGACAGGACAGGUGACGAUCCUGGAGGAUGGGCGCGUAGAUUGGGAGCCUUCCAUUUGA
Molecule: messenger RNA, 735 nt
Organism: Aspergillus pseudoviridinutans
Lineage: Eukaryota; Fungi; Ascomycota; Eurotiomycetes; Eurotiales; Aspergillaceae
Product: putative short-chain alcohol dehydrogenase
Exons: 2
Coding region: 1-735 (244 amino acids)
Source: RefSeq, a predicted model, not a curated record